AGUGAGAGAAGUGAGGGACUGGGAGUGUUGUGUGAAAAGAGUGCAGGCCAACGAGCGAGACAAAAGAGGCUGCGGCUGCAUUGAAUGUGCCGGUGGUGUGUCCGUCUCCGAAGCCACAAGCAAAACCACAUUCUCCCCCCCCUUCUCUCCUCUCUGGCCUUUAUGCUACAGACGGCGAAGAGAUAUCGGAGAGGGAAACCAAUUGCGAUAUUGUAAUUUUGCUGGAAGCGCGAAGUUGGAGGACUUGGAAGGAAAAGCUUGGACCCGGGUGUUUCUCCUCUCCUCUCCCCCGUCCUUACUACACGACGAGUGCGGUGCGGUUUCAGGGUUGGAGAUAUAACCCAGAACAAAGGAGUCUUGAAGCGAGGAAUGAGCGAGCCGAGACUAGCUCUGCCUUUACCUUUGAAACCGGGCCAAAUGCCUCUCUGAGACCAACAAUAGUACAUCGGCUGCUCGCAUUUCUCGACGAAGCUUUCCGCCCCAAAAGGUAGAAAGAAGAAGGACAAAAAACCAACGCACACGGAGACACACACACACACACAAGUCGGCGGCUACAAUGUUUCCUCAAAACCGACCACCGGCACCUCUGCAGCCACCCCCGGGGUCCUCUGCCUCAGUGGUGGCAGCCGCAGCAGCAGCCGCGGCGGCAUCGGGGACGCCCCAGUCACUGAAACUUACCUACCCAGAAACGUUGGACCGCAUCAAGGAGGAAUUUCAGUUCCUCCAGACUCAAUACCACAGCCCCUCUAACCCCUGUGGCUACUGCUGCUUCCCUCACCAGCAACAGGUGGUCCAGGCUAUGGAGCGCGCCAAACAGGUGACCAUGGGGGAGCUAAAUGCUUCGAUAGGGGUACGUGGGCUCCCCCCUCUGCCUCAUAGCCAACAGCUCCAGGCCCAGCACCUCUCCCAGCAUGCCCAGGGUUUGCCAAUGGGCCCACACCCAUCAGGACUGCCCCACCCCGGCUUGGCGCUCGGCGGAGGUUCCGGCCUGCUGGCCCUGUCCGGGGCUCUCGGGGCCCAGCUGGCUGCCAAGGAUGAGAGAGCACACCUAGAGGCAGCAGCCGCUGCCGCCGCUGCCGCAGAACACCACAGAGACCGUGAAGCAGGACCAAGCUCUCUGUCCAAUGGGGAUAAGGGUCGCCCAGCAGACUACCUCAGCAACGGCAAGAAGAGGAAAGCUGAUGAGAAGGAGUUCAUGACAGACUAUGGCAGCGAUGCGGAUAAGAGCGAUGAUAAUUUGGUUGUGGAUGAGGACCCGUCAUCCCCCCGCAGUGUGCAGUCCUACUCAUCCAGGGAGAACGGCCUGGACAAGAUGCCCCCGUCCCGUAAGGAAGGCCCCCCUCAGGCCAGCCCCACCUCCCUGGCCUCCUCCAGCAGCGCCGCCUCCCCGUCUCGUGGCAAAGAGCCCCCACAGGGACACAUGGUGGCCAGCAGGGCAGCAGCAGCAGCAGCAGCUGCCGCGGGCUACGGACGGUCCCCCGUGGUGGGCUAUGAGUCUCCACACCCACAUAUGAGGGUCCCUGGGCUGCCUGCCAGCCUGCAGUCAGCCGCCUCCGGAAAACCCGCCUACUCGUUUCACGUGAGCGCAGACGGCCAGAUGCAGCCGGUGCCCUUUCCCCCAGACGCCCUGCUGGGCCCGGGAAUCCCUCGCCACGCCCGUCAGAUUCACACCCUGAACCACGGAGAGGUGGUGUGCGCCGUCACCAUCAGCACCUCGACGCGCCACGUCUACACCGGAGGCAAGGGCUGCGUCAAAGUGUGGGACAUCAGCCAGCCAGGAAGCAAGAGCCCCAUGGCCCAGCUGGACUGUCUGAACAGGGAUAACUACAUCCGCUCCUGCAAGCUGCUCUCCGACGGGCGAACCUUGAUUGUCGGCGGGGAGGCCAGCACGCUGUCGAUCUGGGAUUUGGCCACACCCACUCCUCGCAUCAAGGCAGAGCUGACGUCGUCUGCCCCCGCCUGCUACGCCCUGGCCAUCUCCCCUGACAACAAGGUCUGCUUCUCCUGCUGCAGCGAUGGCAACAUCGUCGUCUGGGACCUUCACAAUCAGACGCUGAUCUUCUCUCUGGGCUACUGUCCGACAGGCGAGUGGCUGGCUGUGGGAAUGGAGAGCAGUAACGUGGAAGUCCUGCACGUCUCCAAACCUGACAAGUACCAGCUGCACCUUCACGAGAGCUGCGUUCUUUCUCUCAAGUUCGCCUACUGCGGUAAAUGGUUUGUGAGCACAGGCAAAGAUAACCUCCUGAAUGCGUGGCGGACACCUUAUGGAUCCAGCAUAUUCCAGUCUAAGGAGUCUUCGUCGGUUCUCAGCUGUGAUAUCUCCCCCGACGACCAGUUCAUCGUCACCGGCUCCGGGGACAAGAAGGCCACAGUCUACGAAGUCAUCUACUGAACUCUGAUUGGCUGGGGGGAAAAAAACUAAUAAUCAGGGGGCGGGUCCAAGGCUCCCUCCUGCACCAAUGACUGUACAGAGCGUCGGUGGCAUGGAAAACAAGAGACACUCAACUCCUACUUUGUUGUUUUGUUUACGUUUGUGAAAGAAAUAAGAGAGAAAGAGAAGCAAGGGGGCACAAAGUCACAUCUCUGGAAAAAAAACAAACUUUGAACUUUGUUUAAUGCUCUGAGAACGCUGGUUAGUCUAUAGCUGCGCAAUUGUGGAUUCCUCCAAAGAACUUUUGUUUAUGUUCCUUUUUUUUCCCUUUUUUAACAAAAUAAAACCUCUGUAGUGAACAAGAAAUUAGCAAAAAAAACUUAUUUUUUUAGCCUUUGAAUUUUUCGCAAACAGUUGGCCGGCAUCAAGUGGAAAAAGACAGAGAUGUGGGACUGAGGAAGUGUGGAAAGGUGGGGCUGGAAACUCUUAAUGGAAAAAUACGGUCCAUAUUCUGUGCUGUGUUUAAAAAAAAAUAAAUAAAAAAAAAAAAGGAAAAAAGGUCCCAGUCUGGGUCAGCUUGGCCCGGUUUGGCCUGGUCCAGUCCAGCUCAGUCUGCAGCACGUGGCUGCUCCUCGGGGCAGCAGAUGCAUGGCAGAUGGCAGGAUGGUGUGCUGUGAAGUUCCAGCUUUUUUUCUUUCUCCUGGUUAAGUUUCAGCAGCAACAUGAUUGUAUCAUCUCCAGUACAUACAUGACAGAACAGUGUCUUUGUUCCUUUUCAUUAGAGUUUUGUUUUCUUUAUAAAAGAACAAAGCCAGGCUUAUUCUGGAAAUGUUUUUUGGGAAACCAGCCUGGAACAGAAAACCACAACCCAGAGGACAGAAAACUGAAGGCGUUUCUAACAGCUCACAACAGGUACUCUCCAAGUUUCGGGGAUGUGGCCUCUGCUACAUUGUCAUCCUCAACAUUAAAUGUUUUUUUUUCUAUUGUAUUUGUUAGGGCACAUAUAGGCAGACAGGUAUUUUCACAACUGCAUCAUAAACCUUGAACCUUGCUAUAUAUGGACAUGUAAAUAAAGUUCUCUAAAGGCAAA
Messenger RNA from Morone saxatilis (striped sea-bass), 3461 nucleotides. RefSeq names its product TLE family member 2, transcriptional corepressor a (gene tle2a). The transcript has 17 exons. Lineage: Eukaryota; Metazoa; Chordata; Actinopteri; Moronidae. Gene Ontology annotation, biological process: regulation of DNA-templated transcription; negative regulation of canonical Wnt signaling pathway. The record is from RefSeq and is a predicted model, not a curated record. Bases 557 to 2392 code for a protein of 611 amino acids. Gene Ontology annotation, cellular component: nucleus; transcription regulator complex. Gene Ontology annotation, molecular function: protein binding; transcription corepressor activity.